UCCAUUCCUCGGAGCACCCAGUCCGGUGCAACGGGCAGCCCGUGCGGUGUGCCCCGAUGGAACUGGGUCGGCUGGAGUACCUGCAGGCGCUCGUCACCGAGUUCCAGGUGACGGACAGCACAGAGGCCAAGGAGCAGGUGCUGGCGAACCUGGCCAACUUCGCCUACGACCCCAGCAACUACGAGUAUCUCCGGCAGCUCCAGGUGCUGGACCUGUUCCUCGAUAUGCUUACGGAGGACAACGAGAGCCUCGUGGAGUUUGCCAUGGGUGGCCUUUGCAACCUGUGCUUGGAUAAAACAAACAAAGAGUACAUCCUGGAGGCCAACGGGGUGGAGCCCAUCAUCAACUGCCUGUCCAGCUCCAACGAGGAGACCGUGGUGUCAGCCGUGACCACGCUGAUGUUCCUGACGACGCCGCGGUCGCGCGCGCAGACCACGGCGCUGCCCGUGGUGGAAUGCAUGCUCCGCUUCUCGCUCUCGGCCAACACGCGCCUCAGUAACCUGGCAUCCAUCUUCCUGCAGGAUUACUGCAGCCCUCCACAGGUGGAGGAGGCCAGGAACCUCAGCAAGCACACGGCAGUGGGCAUUCCUCUGCCCAAGGACUGAGCAGGGCUGUGGAGAGGGGAACCUCCUGUUGUUCUCCCUUUCUGCUCAGCAGGUCAAGAGCAGCAUUAAAGAGAGGAGUUGGUGCCACCAGUGCUGGUGUUUAGUUAACAAACAGGAUGGAACAGCACUAACACAGCAGCUGGGCCAAGCGUUCAGCUAAGCCUGCAAAUAUUUAAAAUAAAGCAGGUCAUAGCUGCACAUUGGAAAGUGCUUUGCCAACUGCAGCUCAGCACACGGUUUGCACAAAUAACACUUCCCAGUAAAGAGGGGUGUUCUGCUCAGGUUAUUGAGCAGAAUUAUAUCCACUCCGGUUCCUGGCUGGUUGUGCUACACCUCUCCCCUUAAGUGUCUGUGACAAGUGACGCUAAGUGUCAAGUCACUGAAAUGUCACAGAAAGGUAUUCUUCCUUCAGAGAAAGGAGUUUCCCUGCCCCGUUCACAAUCUCUCCAUCCCUGUGGCACUAGUUAUGCCAUCCUCUAAUUGUGGCACAGGCAGCCAGCUAGGGAAUCAUUACAUAGGGUAGGCAGGCUGUAGCUGCCCUAUAAAUGAAGAAGUGCUAAGUUUGUCUUUAUUACCACUGAUGAGAAAGGUGAAGUAAAAAAAAAAGGGGCUCAUGACAGCCUGGCUCAUGAGAACAGCUCUCUUGUAAAAGCUUCUGUUAAUAAAACAUUAACUUAAAUGCUGUGUAAUCA
Messenger RNA from Lonchura striata (white-rumped munia), 1297 nucleotides. It is a transcript of the gene ARMC7, whose product is annotated as armadillo repeat containing 7. Gene Ontology annotation, molecular function: protein binding. The record is from RefSeq and is a predicted model, not a curated record. Lineage: Eukaryota; Metazoa; Chordata; Aves; Passeriformes; Estrildidae.